AUGCAGCUUUCUUCCCGUUUGGUUCGCCUCAGUCGGUCCAGUUACUGUUUUGCGAUCCGAUCCGGUUCAUCAGCUCCGCCUUCUCCUCCGCAGCCCUCGCCUCAUGCUAUGAAUCAUCCAAAAAACCACCAGCGAACACCGGAGGACAAGCGCCUCGAAAACCAUUCCGGAAAAGAAUCGAUCUACAAAUUGGGAAAGCACCGAAGCAACGCUUUGGAACUGGUUCAUAAAAUUGCUCCCAUCGAAGUUGAUGGAGAAAUGGCAAUUUGCGACGGAGGUGGUGGUGCCUUGGGUCACCCUCUGGAAUACAUCUCUCUGGCCCGUCCCGGGACCGUUGAAUACUGCAAGUAUUGCGCUCUCCGGUACACUCAAAAACAGAAGUGAAGGCUAAGAUCACAUAGUUUUCUCUAAAAAGUAA
Phaeodactylum tricornutum CCAP 1055/1 is the source of this 418-nucleotide messenger RNA. RefSeq lists its product with no specific name. NCBI's taxonomy places the organism in Eukaryota, Bacillariophyta, Bacillariophyceae, Surirellales, Neidiaceae. Bases 1 to 384 code for a protein of 127 amino acids. Gene Ontology annotation, biological process: mitochondrial electron transport, NADH to ubiquinone. The transcript is spliced from 2 exons. The record is from RefSeq and is a predicted model, not a curated record.